AGCUCAGCUCAUUCUGCACUGGCUGCUGUCAGCACGCAGAGUCUGAACGGCGAGGCGUAACACUGUUACUCCACAAAACCGUGUGUUGACACGCUAGACAUGAAACUAUCGCUUUGGAUAUCGGACUGUCCUAAAACCCCAGAUGACAAGCCUUAACCCGGAGCGCUACGGACGAAGUACGAAUCGUCUCUGGACUGUGAGAGCUGGACUUAAAAUAAACAGGUGGCUUUCACAUUGGAUUCUUAAACAUCUGAUUCUGGCUGGGGAAGCAAGAUAAAGACAGAGAGAGAGGGUUGAACAUCUGCUGAACACAUCAGCGGAAGUGCUGUCACCAGGUGGGCUGUAUGCUGUGGCUUUGGAGACGGAGCCAGAGGACUCCUUUAUGCCCACAGGCCUCGGCUGUCCAAAGAGGGGAUGAUCUGGAGCGCUGCACACAGGCCUAUCAUUAGGCCAUCGGGGCCCAUGUUAAGGAAUGGAUAGUUUUGCCGCUAAAUGUUACAGUGUAACUUCCCUUUAACUAUGGGGCACCGGUGAAGGAUUGGUAUGGAAAUUGUUUUUUUCCUUUGGAAUCAUCUAAAGCAGCAGGCUAAGGAAAGCAACUUUUAUUUGUUUUUAAGGAAUUAUAUAAUUUGACAUUUUUAUAUAAAUGUGUCUACAUAGCAUUUAUUGUUUUUAGGUGACUAGCGUUAUAUCACAAAGCAGACUUUUGGAUUUAUAAACAAAGACCAUGGCGGCUACCUAUCGCAUUGUGGUCAGCAGUAUUAACUGUUAUAACAGUGUUGUGAUUGACCGUCGUGUCCAGCACACUGUACACUACUGUAAUGGGCCCUGUGGUGCACUAAAACAUGGACUGAACUGCACAGUGGCUCACCGCAGCACUUGUGCUGAACUUCUUGAUACCCCCAUAUCUAGAACCUGCUCUGACCGGCCCAUUAGCAUUCAUGAGUCCAAAACAAUGGAGAAUGGCAACACCGGACCUGGAGCCUUCUGCGAUGACUACCACCAGGUCGUCCCCAGAGUUAAGAAAGGAUCUGCCAUCCAAAGCUCAGCAAGCCUCAAGGAUAUUACAGGGGAAGCUAUCAACCUGGCCAGUGGAAAAAUCAAGGAGUUUUCAUUUGAGAAGAUAAAGUACUCUUCCAGCCACGUGACUUUCAGAAAGGGCCGUAAGGUUCGGCCAGACUCUUUCAGCAGGAGGUCCACUGACCUAGAUAUCAUCUAUGGUCAGUUCACAGGCAACGAUGAAAACUGUCCUCCUUUUGGACUGUUUCAGAAAUCUGUACUCGAAGAGCAUAAGCUGAGUCGCAGUGCAUCCCUAGAGCAGAACCUAAACAGUGUAGCCACACUCUACCUGAACAGCCUAACUGAGGAGAACCUAAUUACUCGCAUACUGGAGAAGACCAAGGCAGACAGCAGUGCCUCAGGAGAAGACAUUAAAGCCUGUUUGGACAUUCUCCUCAAGUGCUCAGAAGAUCUGAAGAAGUGCACGGACAUCAUCAAACAGUGCAUCAAAAGAAAGUCGAUGGGUGGAAGCAACGACGACUCCGGGAACCCUGAAGUCAUUUAUAAAAAUGUAAUGGCUCGUCUCUCCAACUAUCUGAAGAGGCUUCCUCUUGAGCUGGAACAGGGGCAAGGUGUGAGGCAGGAACACAGCGAACUUGCCGAACUCGUCAACAGCAUACAUGGGCUGCAACAAAUCCCAUUCUCCCCCAUCUUUGGCAAUGAGCAGCCUCCGCGAUACGAGGACGUUGUUCAGUCUCCUCCGCCCACAAAGCCUCGUGCUAAACCCUCCCAGCCAGAACCUCCAGAAGGCUCUAGGGAUCAUGCAGUCAAUUUGAAACCUAUUCAGAGCCCCACUGGUUUGUCAGCGCGUACACCUCCAUCAACUAAUGGGUUUCCGCACGGCAACUUGCCUUCAGCCUCCAGUAGCACUUCAACGCCUUAUAUCUGCCACCACACAGUCUCAACCAGCCGACCGGACACAUUCUCUUCCACAAACUCUCUUUUGUCUAGCAGUAGCGAAAGCAUCUGUAAGGAUGCCAUGGAGGCUCUGUAUAUUGAGGAGGAGGAUUCGGAUGUGGGAAGGAUGCCGGACAGGGCAGUUAAAGGGGAUGGGAAGCACAGCUGUAGUAUUUCGGAGUCCAGACCGUUCUCGAAAAGAACCACUGGCUACUCUGAACCUGGUGGUGGUGUUUCAGAUAAACUCCAUGAACUUAGCAGAAACGGAACUGUGUUCAAGCCUAAAAACGACUCGACGAUCAACCAGAUGUAUUUGCCAAAAAGCACAGAUUCUAGACUGUACUCCAGAUCAACUUCACAUGUUAAUAAAGGGGGAGCCGAUGACAUUGAUAAAUUGCUGAUGGAUCUCGAGUGUCUUUCUCAGAACAUGCAAAAGGAGCCUCCACUGCCCCCUAAACUUAAAAACUGUGCCCAGCAGACAGGUUCCCCCCAGCAUUUGAUUGGUAACUCGGUGGCUAAAGAUCUACCAGUGCCAGGUUUGUCUGGACCCUCGGUGACCAAGCCCUCCGAAACAGGGGUUGAGGCCACCGAAGAGGAUGACGGAGCUCUGCUGCUCAGGAUUCUUGAGAGCAUUGAGAGCUUUGCUCAGGAGCUGGUGGAGAGUGGAGCUGGGAGAGGAACUCAGUCUAAGGAGCGAGAGGUCAUGCGUCUUCUCCAGGACACGCUGGCCAGUACCAAAGCAGAGGUGGCUCCGCUCCCGCUGCCUGUACCUCCGACUGAGACUGUAUUUGCACCAGCGCAAACACCUAAAUGCAUACCUGCACCAACACCCUCAAGUGCAACUGCUGCCGUACAAACCCCUGCUUCUACUGUAAGGGACACAGGCUCAACUCUUCUCAUUCAACAGACGCCUGAAGUCAUCAGGAUCCAGCCUGAGAAGAAACCUGGAACACCUCCUCCAACUCUAGCACCUGCGCCCUCCUCGCCAACCCCACGGCCGCCCAGCCCUCCGCCAGCCAAAGUAGUGGCCACACCCCCACCCUCCUCCAUAAACAUUCCACGCUUCUACUUCCCCAAAGGCCUUCCAAACUGUGCAGCCAACUAUGACGAGGCCAUUGCCAAAAUCGAGGCGGCCUUCACAGAGUUCGAGGAGGAGAAAGCUGACAUUUAUGAAAUGGGGAAGAUCGCAAAGGCAUGCGGGUGUCCCCUCUAUUGGAAAGCACCGAUGUUUAUUUGCGCUGGUGGAGAGAGGACAGGUUUUGUUUCUGUUCACUCAUUCAUUGCAACAUGGAGAAAGUUAUUACACAGCUGCUAUGAUGAUGCAUCCAGGUUUGUUUACUUGCUGGCCAAACCAGGCUGCAAUUACCUGGAACAAGAAGAUUUCAUCCCUCUGUUACAGGACAUCGUGGACACUCAUCCAGGGCUGACGUUUUUAAAAGAUGCUCCUGAAUUCCAUUCCCGGUACAUCACAACAGUGAUUCAAAGAAUAUUUUACACAGUUAAUCGCUCUUGGACAGGCAAAAUCAACAUGACAGAGCUCAGGAGAAGCAACUUCCUUCAGACUCUCGCCUUGCUGGAAGAAGAGGACGAUAUUAAUCAAAUCACAGAUUAUUUCUCUUAUGAGCACUUUUAUGUCAUUUACUGUAAGUUCUGGGAGCUGGACACUGACCAUGACCUCUUCAUCGACCCCAAGGAUCUGGCCAGGUACAACGACCACGCCUCAUCAAGCAGAAUCAUUGAGAGGCUGUUCUCAGGAGCUGUCACAAGGGGAAACUCUGUGCAGAGAGAAGGAAGAAUGAGCUAUGCUGAGUUUGUGUGGUUCCUCAUUUCAGAGGAGGACAAAAAGAAUCCCACAAGUAUAGAGUACUGGUUCCGCUGUAUGGAUAUGGAUGGAGAUGGUGUUCUGUCCAUGUUUGAACUGGAGUUUUUCUAUGAGGAGGAGCAGUGUGAACGCAUGGAGGGGAUGGGCAUUGAACCACUGCCUUUCCAGGAUCUCCUGUGCCAGAUGCUGGACUUAGUUAAACCAGAAUGCCCAGGUAAAAUUACUCUUCGAGAUCUGAAGCGCUGCAGGAUGGCACAUAUAUUCUACGACACAUUCUUCAAUCUGGAGAAGUACCUGGACCAUGAGCAGAGAGAUCCCUUUGCAGUGCAGAAGGAUUUGGAUAGUGACGGUCCAGAGCCCUCCGACUGGGAUAAGUAUGCUGCCGAAGAGUAUGAGAUUCUUGUGGCAGAGGAGACAGCCAACGAACAGCUACGAGAGGGAUCUUUCGACGACGAUUACGAAUCCGACGAGCUCACGGUCUCCUCAGACAUUGGAAAUAAAAUGGAUAAGCUGGUCAUAUCUGAUUUAUCGGCAUAAGUCGCCCACACACCACGACGUUGAACGGAUAACCACCUCGCCAUAUUUUCCCUCACGCGUCAAAAAGGGAAAACCCUUUUCUACAUUUCAUUACGGACAUUUGUGUGUGUGUGUGCAUGUGUGCAAUAGAACUAAUUCUUCUAAAACCAAACGGCUUCAGACACCCACAAAAAGGCUUUAUGUGCAAUAUGUCUUAACAUGUAUAUGUAAACUCAUUGUUUUUCACUCUCUUACCGAUAGUCGCAUCCACUCCCCUCAAACUAAACUGCCGGCUGGUUCCAUACACUCUUCACAAAGACUUUGAUGUGAAACAAAAGGACUUUUUAGUAACUUUAGAAAGAGUUUAGAAUGUGCUUAAUGUGAGUGAAACUAUGUAACGCUGCCAUAGAUUUUUAAACGGCGGGGAGGGAAAAAUAGAGAGACUUUAUAUUUGUGUGGCACGUAACUCAGAGAAACUAGUCCUGUUGGACUAAAGACAUUUAAGUCAUGAGAUCAGCACGUAUGCUGUGCUAUGCUGUGUUGCACAUUAUGUUUAAGGGACGUGGCAACGGUGCAAACGUGUUGCUCCCAGUGGUCACUGAUGGUAUUGCAUGUUGUUGCUUAAAGAAAAGACAGAAAGUUGACUUUUACAGUGUUUGAACUUAACCACCAUCCAUUUGCAUAUUUCCAGACGAACUGACCAGGACAAUCUUAGACUUGAAAGUGCUUUUUGGAAAUAUGUUUUUAUUGGGUUGAAAUGGUCAUCUUUUACCAGAAAUGUUAACAGGAAACAAUUCAUCAUGCUAUUCAUCCUCGGUGUACAGAGACGUUCGUCCGAUACAGUUUUGUGUAUGUAUUUAAUUCACCUGUAAUCAUGUAAAGAGCUGUAAAGCACUAUUUAUUUGGCUUGGGCAUUUGUUAACUCACCGUUUUAAGAUUUCAGAAGUUCACAGUCCUUCGGACCCCUGGUUGACCACUCAAUCAAUCACCAAAAUUCAUUGCUCAUGUACUCAUCUCAAACUGUUCUGCCAUUGGUCAGUCAAACAUUUAGUCCCGCCCCCGAACACACGCCAUUGGGUUAAAAGCACCACAGAGCAACAGUGUUUACAGGGAAAUCAGCUUACACUUGCUUAUAGUUCUCUGCCAUUAAACAGGGAUUGGACAAAGUAUUGAACAACACAAUUCAGCUUCAACAAAUCUCUCUGUGUGCUUGAUGGCCAAACCUCCCUCCACUCCGUCACACUCUCUGGUUUAUGUAAUUAGUGUAAUAUAUUUAUAUAUGUGAAGUGGUUUGUUUGUUUUUGUUUGGCCAGCCAUUUUCAUGGUUUACCAGUAGCUUUUUUUUCUUGUACUGUAGUGUAGCUUUUUUUUUUUUUUUGACCUAGGACAUUUAUUUUAUAUAGCCACUGUAAAUGUCUUUGUAUUUUAUUUUUCCCAUGUGAUCGACUCUGCCACUGAGUGGUAGGGGACGUUUAAAUUAUGAUAUAUCUCUAACUGCCAGUGUUAUAUAAUGUGCAUUAAGCUGAGUGGGCAGGGGCUUUAUGAAGGAAUUCAAUAUGAAUUCAUUGACAGGUGACAAUCAACUGGACGUGUUUCUGCGGUUAAUGACAUGCAAGUAGCACUUCUUAGAAAAAAAAAAAACAGAA
Molecule: messenger RNA, 5940 nt
Organism: Labeo rohita (rohu)
Lineage: Eukaryota; Metazoa; Chordata; Actinopteri; Cypriniformes; Cyprinidae
Gene: ppp2r3a
Product: protein phosphatase 2, regulatory subunit B'', alpha
Exons: 15
Coding region: 728-4315 (1195 amino acids)
Biological process (GO): protein dephosphorylation
Cellular component (GO): protein phosphatase type 2A complex
Molecular function (GO): protein phosphatase regulator activity; calcium ion binding
Source: RefSeq, a predicted model, not a curated record